GUAAUUGGUGCAUUCUUACACAUGUUUAUUUUUAAAUUUCAAUGCAUUCAAUUGUGAAAGGAUUUAUGACUUUGAAAAUGAAAGAGAGAGGCUCAUUAUGGAGAAGGAAGCAGUCAUUCAAGAGCAUGCUUCCCUGGAAAAUCAAUUGGUUUCUUUACAGACACAGAUAAACAGCCUCAUUGCAGAAGUAGAUAACCUUACAAGCAAGGUUAGUUCCAUAAAGAAGGAAUAUGAUCAAGCCCAAUCUGAGCUCAAUUUGAGUCGUUCAAAGAUGAAAGAAUGUGACGCUGAGAUCAGUGCCAUUGUCAAGGAGCAACAGAAGCUUCAACAUAAAAUUAGUGAUGCAAAUGUUGAGAGGAAAAAAUUGGAAAAUGAGAUUAAGCGAAUGGAGAUGGAACAGAAAGAUUGCUCCUUGAAGGUAGAUAAACUACUAGAAAGGCAUAGUUGGAUUGAAGCUAAGAAACAAUUAUUUGGAAAAAGUGGGACAGAUUAUGACUUCUCAUCUCGUGAUCCUCGUAAAUCAAGGGAGGAGCUUGAGAAACUUCAAGCUGAACAAUCUGGUCUUGAGAAGAGGGUUAACAAAAAAGUUAUGGAAAUGUUCGAGAAAGCUGAAGAUGAAUACAAUGACUUAUUAUCCAAGAAAAACAUCAUUGAGAAUGAUAAGUCAAAAAUCAAGAAGGUGAUUGAAGAGCUUGAUGAAAAGAAAAAGGAAACACUAAAAGUUACUUCGGUUAAAGUGAACAAGAACCAGUAUCCAAGCAACAUCGAGGAAUUGGCUUUGUCACAUAUGAAAACUUAGGUACCAUACUUUUGAAUUUGGAAGGGUGUUUUAGGACCUGAUUUCUAAGGCUAUAUGAUUUAGAAGGGUGUUAUAGGGAGCAUAGAUCCAUUGC
Molecule: messenger RNA, 893 nt
Organism: Magnolia sinica
Lineage: Eukaryota; Viridiplantae; Streptophyta; Magnoliopsida; Magnoliales; Magnoliaceae
Product: structural maintenance of chromosomes protein 2-2-like
Exons: 6
Coding region: 98-799 (233 amino acids)
Source: RefSeq, a predicted model, not a curated record